Messenger RNA from Parnassius mnemosyne (clouded apollo), 1773 nucleotides. The record is from the annotation of a GenBank genome assembly. NCBI's taxonomy places the organism in Eukaryota, Metazoa, Arthropoda, Insecta, Lepidoptera, Papilionidae.
AUGACUACAUCUAAUAGUUUUGUAGAACACAAAGAAAAUAACACAAUCCGAAAAAGUAUAGGAAACAUUAUCAAAAGUGCAUGUAGUGCAAAAGUGAUAAAGAAACGUUUACCAAUUAUACAAUGGCUUCCAAAGUACAACGUUACGCUUUUAAUGCAAGAUAUCAUAGCUGGAAUAACUGUUGGAUUGACCGCAAUACCUCAAGGUAUAGCUUACGCCGUCGUUGCUGGCCUCUCACCGGAAUAUGGAUUGUACGCUGGUUUAUUGGGAGGAUUCGUAUAUUUAUUUUUUGGAAGCUGUAAGAAUAUAACUAUAGGGCCUACUGCGAUCUUGGCGACUAUGACAGCAAAAUACGUGGCUGAUUAUUCUCCGGACUUUGCCGUGUUAGCGGCUUUUUUAACUGGAAUAAUAGCUCUGGCUAUGGGGAUUUUAAAUCUUGGAUUUCUUGUCGAAUUUAUUUCUAUUCCUGUGAUAAGUGGAUUUACAACGGCUGCAGCCAUGCAAAUAGCUGGUGCACAGCUGAAGGCAUUUUUUGGUCUUAGUGGAGGAUCAGGAAAAUUUUUUGCCGAGUCCGUAUAUAAUUUUGUACGUAAUAUCAAGACAGCAAAUCUCUGGGAUCCUGUACUUGGAUUUACUACGAUUGUGAUCCUUAUAUUUUUGAAGAAAGUAGGUGAAGGCUGUGGACGUAAAGAUAAUUUCAUGAAACAGCUCCGAUGGUUCACGUCACUGGCUAGAAAUGCCGUUGUCGUUAUCCUCGGCAUAGUUGUAGCGUAUGUUUUUAAAGUCACUACUGAUAGUGAACCGUUAGUUCUAGUAGGUGACAUUGGAAGAGGAUUGCCAAAAUUUCAACCACCACCAUUUAGUACUACAGUUGGUAAUAAAACAUACAUUUUUAGUGAUAUGGUUCAAGUGUUGGGACCACAAUCGAUCGUUUUACCGCUUGUCGCCAUACUUGAAUCAGUAGCGAUAGCUAAAGCUUUUGCCGGAGGUAUUCAAGUGGAUGCUACUCAAGAAAUGAUAGCACUUGGUUUUUGUAACAUCAUGGGAUCGUUUGUAAGAAGUAUGCCUAUAACAGGUUCCUUUACAAGGACAGCAAUUAAUUAUGCCUCUGGCGUUCAGACACCAGCUGGUGGUAUCUUUACUGGUUUUUUAAUUAUUUUGGCUUUGAGUUUACUAACCUCAACAUUUUACUACAUACCGAAAGCAUCAUUAGCGGGACUUAUAAUUACAGCUAUGUUUUCCAUGAUUGACUACACAAUAUUUCCCAAGCUAUGGACGAGUAGUAAACGAGAAUUAGUUAUUAUUAUUUUCACUAUAGCAAUAUGUUUGUGCGUGGGGUUGGAAUAUGGUAUCGUAUCAGGAAUUCUGUUAGAAGCAGCAAUGUUGCUAUAUUCAACUGCGAAACCCUCACUAAAUAUUGAAAUUGUUAAACGAGAAAAUGGCGAUUUAAUUAUUUUACCAUUAACUGGAAACGUAUCUUACUGCGCAGCAGAACAUGUGCGGCGAGCAUUAUUGCAAGCAUCACAGACAGCUGCUAUGGAUUCAGUCAUCGUUGUUGAUGGUUCCAACCUAAAGCAUAUGGAUUCAACAGUAGCAUCCAACUUGAUGUCAAUAGUUAAAGUCUUAGAGAAAAAUUCUUGUCAAAUAUUGUUCUUAAAUUUCAGUUCUGAUUUCAAGAAAAUGUGUUUAGUUCUAAAUCCGACAUUUGCCAAUAAAUUUGUUGUGGCUUCUAACGCUGUUGAACUCAUAGAUAUAACACAAAAAAAUGUUUGA